CGCUCAAACUUUUUAGUGCGCUCACGCUUUCAUGUGUCCAGACUUGUAAUCAAACAACUUUGUCCAAACUCGUUGUGCUGCGUGGAAAAAGUUGCCUGCGCAAACUAUGUGCGCCGAUUGCCCAACUUCUUGCGGGGAAAAGGACCCUAUCUGCCAAGUUUUAAACCCGGGUGCGAUGGCGUCGCAAACGAAGCCAGACUCGGGUCAUCGUGGUGAAGGUGUUUGUCAGAGAGGAUGCGGGCUUCUGCUGUCCGACAUAAACAAAGGGGAGCACUGCUGUGUGGACGCGCUCCGCUCAGUUGCCGAUGCACUGGAAGAAAGAAGCGCAACUUUGGAGCACGAAGCCCGGAUGGCGAGACUCAGGUGGAACAGGAGGGAGCAGUCUCUGUUAGCCCAGGUGUCAACACUGCAGAACGAGGCUCAGCUCACCGCUCUCAAGUACCAGCGGAGACUGCACCAGUACAUGCUGCACAUCAACAGCAUUGCAGAACAAGUCAUUGGGUACUUCAAGAGUGAUUUGAGGACAACGGCUGACACGCUGAGCAACAUAUCAGAGAAAGCAACAUGUGUAGAUGGAGAGCCACAGACGCCAGUCAAAGAGCCUGAGGUGAAUGGGAAGGAGUUGUCCAAGUCCAGCCAUGAGGAGACUGUGGAGGCCUUUCGCGCUGCCAAGGACCCCGUCGUGGUGCAGGUCAUCAGGCGGACCCCCAGUGGCCGCCCUCAUGGCCCCCCUCAGGAAAUCCAUGUGGUGGAUGUGUGCACUCAGACCGACAUCACCUUUGAACACAUCAUGGCGCUGGCAAAGCUGCGGCCUUCGACCCCUCCCGUGCCUGACGUCUGUCCCUUCCUUCUCUCUGACAGCUGUCAUUCUCUUCACACAAUGGACCAGGAUUACUAUGAAGGGACAGACUACCUCUCCCCUCUUCCAGCUGAUGGAGAGAGGACAGAGGAGUUCGAAUAUGAGGAAGUGGAACUGUGUCGACUCAACAGCCAAGAGAAAUUGGGGUUAACUCUGUGCUACAGGACAGAUGAAGAGGAGGAUGUGGCCAUCUACGUCAGUGAGAUCAGUCCAAACAGCAUCGCUGCCAGAGAUGGACGUAUCCGGGAGGGGGAUCGUAUUUUACAGAUUAAUGGCCAAGAUGUACAAGACAGAGAGGAAGCAAUGGCUGCCCUCUCCAAUGACGAGUGUAGGAACAUCGUACUGCUGGUUGCCAGACCUGAGAUGCAGCUGGAGGAGGCUUGGCUGGAUGAUGAGCACAGUGAGUUCCUGGAGCAGCUGAAAAUGGAAAUGCUGGAGGAGCAGCAGAGAGAGGAGAUGGAAUUAGCUGCUUUACAGGAGGAGCAGGAGAAUGAACAGAGAGCAGAAGAUGAUAAGCCCACCUGCUCCAAACUCCCUCAUCAUAAGGACAGUGUACUGAGUAUAAAAGACAAAAUGGAAAGCUCAGAGCAUAAUGUCCUGGCACACAUCCAGAGACGUCUAUCCCAGUGCCUGAGAGACAAUCGGGACACACACCGUACUACUGGCUCCACACAGCUAGAGGACAAAGACGAUGAGGAUGAUGAUGAGACGGAGGGUGAUCGUUUCCAGCAGCUCUUGGAGCUGAAGUGUCAAAUUCGUAACAGUGGUGAGUAUGACCUGUUCUACAGCCGCCGCAGCACCAUUGAGUGCAGCAUGGGGGAGCAGGGCGGCGUACAGCACGAGCUGCGUAUGCUCAACGAGGAGCUGCGCAGCAUCGAACUUGAAUGUCAGAACAUCAUGCAGGCCCACAAGCUUCGUAAGGGCCAGCAGUCUCCCUCAACAGGCCGCUCUGCACCCUCCACCAAAAACCAAAGUCUCCACCGCGGCGAGCCCACAAGGGGUAAACUGGCAGACAUUAAUGAGAGGCUGGAGAAAUCGGACAAGGACAGCUCCAGUGCCUAUAACACAGCAGAGAGUUCGCGUAGUACCCCUCUGGCAAUGGACCGCUCCCCGGAACACUCACUCCAGAGGAUGGUCAGUCUCACCAACCAGAGGAAUCUCUGCAGCAGCCUUGCCAGUGGUCACUCUCUUAGCCCGAGCCCCAUCCCUGCAUGCCGUGCUCCAGUCCCAGGCAAGAGCAGCAGUCCUGACCACAGCAAUCCCUCUGAGUCAGACCAGACACCUCAGGCUGAGGAGGAGAGAGGGGCAUUAAAGCCACAUGCUUGCCAGAUUCCUUACUUCUCUCCAUCCCACAGUUCCCAGCAGAGGCAGGCCAACAUCCCGGCUCAUGCCCGCCACUACCAGAGCUACAUGCAACUGAUCCAGCAGCGCUCAGCUGUAGAGUAUGCUCAGAGCCAACUCAGCCUGCUCAGUGUGUGCAAAGAGCCUCAGAGGCCCAUUAAUGAGCCCAAGAUGGAGUGGAAGGUCAAGAUCCGGAGCGACGGCACCCGUUACAUCACCAAGAGGCCUGUGAGAGACAAGAUCCUGCGGGAGCGAGCCCUAAAGAUUAAAGAGGAGCGCAGUGGGGGAAUGACCACAGAUGAUGAUGCAAUGAGUGAAAUGAAGAUGGGAAGGUACUGGAGUAAAGAGGAAAGAAAGCAGCACCUGGUGAGAGCAAAAGAACAAAGAAAAAGACGAGAGUUCAUGCAGCGUAGUCGGCUGGAAAGCUUGAAGGAGAAUCCUCAGAGCAGCAGCGAGGGUCGCAAGGAAGUCAGCAUUAUAGAGCUCAGCCACAAGAAGAUGAUGAAGAAACGCAACAAGAAGAUCCUGGACAAUUGGAUGACCAUCCAGGAGCUGAUGACUCAUGGUACCAAGGCCCCUGAGGGAGCCAAGGUGCACAAUGCCUUCCUAUCAGUCACUACUGUAUAAACAAAAAAACACACAUUCUACCCCAUGCGGUAUAAUAUACUUGCCUCGUUCAAUGUGGCGUUUUUAUGAGGACAAUAGGAAUAUUUUUCACACUUUGUAACCCAAAAAGCAUUUUGUAAAGAAUUUAUCAGUGGUGUCAUUGCAUUUUUUUUCAUUUUCCAGUGUUGUUUUUUCACAUCACUCAGUGGGGAAAAAACUUUUCUAUGAAAUUAUGACUAUAUAAUUAUUUUAUUACUUCGCACUAAACAUGUUUAUCUUUUCAAGCUUUCCAAUUCUAUUUUCAUAUUUAAGUUGUAACCAUAUAACUCAAGAUAGUUGUAUGAGCAUCUUAAGAACAGUUAAGUAUUUUCUUUUGUGUAUUAUGUACACUUUCCAGCUGCAAAACGCAAUGGAUCUGUGGGUCAGAUCUAGUUAUCCUUUAAAGCUGAAAUAAGUCACAGUGUUGUUGAGAGGCAGUUAAAAUUAGGUUUCAGGCUAUCAGUGCAUAGAUAAGAUAAAAUAAAUAAUUAAUAUCACACGUCCAAUCCCAGUCUUAGUACUGUGUAACUUAAGCUCAAGUUGAGUGUAACUAUGGCAAGAAUGUGUUUAAUCCCUAAAACCCACUGAAUUUGAAACAAUUUGUAAUUUUUAAAUGUUCUUUCAUUGGUCAAAUGUUUUUAAGCUAAAAAAAUUGGGAGAUGCAGUUAUGAAAUGUUUAUGUAUUUCAACCACUAAAUUUCCUACUAUUGUUACUGUUAUUAAACACAAACUAUUGUAACAACAAAUGUAUUGCAGCCCUCCCUACUGAAUUAAAGACAACACUGACUGUUACUCUCCACUGAAAGGAAGAAAAAAAAUCCCCUUAAAAGUUUUAUCAUCAACAAUUUUAUAAAAGCAUCUUUUAAAAGUUGGAUACCUCAUUUUACAGUGAAACUCAUGUUCUUUCUGUAAUUUGUGAACUUGAGCCACUUCCCCAACAAAGCUUCAAACAAGGAAAUACAACUUACGAAGCUUCUACACUGACAGGUCAAUGGAUAAGUUACUUUGUGGACACAGAGAAUCCUAUAUGUCGUUUUAUUUUAAGUUUUGUUUUGUUUUUUUUGUUUUUUUGAGACUCUUAAAGUCCCAAGACUCAAAUAUCCAAAAAAAGAGUCCAUAUGUCCUGACUCACUGCCAGUGCUGCGUCUUUGUUUGUGUGGUUUGAAGCUUUGAGUAAAAAAAAAUAUUUUGUAUUCAGUUUUAUUUUGGCUUAAUAUUUUGAGGUUUUUUUUCUACAUAUUCAACAACAGAUGGACCUGCUCAUAUCUUUUACAUACCAGUAUUUUUACAUAAUUUUUAUUCUCCACAUACACCUUUACUCAGCAUAGCCUUAACAGCAAAAACUGAAUCAGUGAUACAUUGGUGUGGCAACCUGAUUUCAUACACAAACAAUAAACUCUGUCUCUGUAUAUCUCUGUGCAGCAGAGAGGUGUUAUUCAGCCUUAUUAAUACAUUGUACAAUUUGAGUUUUUUGUAACUGAGACAUUCACAGAUAUUGUAUAGCUGUUACUGAAUUAUGUUUGCAGUCACAAACUGGUGUUAGGAUGAUUGCCACUGAGCAGGACUCAGAACACAGCAUAUUAGCUCAUGGAAAAACUAAACUGGUGAAAUUAAUGGGUUGCCAUCUAUCAUCAGACAUGGUAGUUCAGUUAUAUGUACAGUAUACUAAUUCCAAAUGCCACAUUUUUAACUGAAAUAUUGUAAAUUUAAAUUUUAAACCAAUCCCUGUAUUUGUUUUGAGUAAAUGUCUGAUGGUCUAAUUUCGAGUAAUGCGUAGUUGGCACAUUUGUAGCCAGGUGAAAUGUGUGAUAAUGGUGAACUUUGCAAAAGA
Messenger RNA from Toxotes jaculatrix (banded archerfish), 4676 nucleotides. Its product is annotated as PDZ domain-containing RING finger protein 4-like. Gene Ontology annotation, molecular function: protein binding. The transcript is spliced from 9 exons. The record is from RefSeq and is a predicted model, not a curated record. Bases 107 to 2827 code for a protein of 906 amino acids. NCBI's taxonomy places the organism in Eukaryota, Metazoa, Chordata, Actinopteri, Toxotidae.